AAAACCAUUUCCUGUUCUUUGAUAGGCUACUGUCCUGCUGUGAUGUCAUGAGGGCUUGUUUAUAAAAAGGGUGACGGGCUCAGCUGCUCCAAAAGGGCAAGUGUGGUGGAGGGCUGAAAGAGUGUGUUCAUACAUGAGCGUGUGGUGGAGAGAGCGAGCGAGGCACAGAGUGUGUGUGUGAGCUUAACACACACAACCAGACAUUCAUAACUCUGCAGCAGAAGAAGAAGACGAGACGCCUAAAAAGCUGCUGAGAAACACAUUAUAAUGAUACUUUGUGUUGUGGAUGAAGCGUCUGGAUUAUCAAAUCACUGGACUGUAAAGCACAGCACAAAGCCUGGAGGAAAAAGCUUAAAUUUUUGCAUAUGUUAAGGUAAACAAAUGUCCAUGCUGGAUCAAGUUACGAUUGACAGAUCAUGGAAAAUGUGAGUACUGUCUCAGCACUGGCUAACCAGUCGAAGCACAGCAACUUCUCCCUGGUCUCUGAUUGGUCACAGAGGUCUUCGGAGUACAGCGAUGCACAGUUUGUGCUGUUGGGUGUUGCAAUGGCUAUUCUCGUUCUGGCUAUAGUUUUUGGUAACGUGCUGGUGAUUACAGCCAUCCUGCGGUUCCAGCGGCUCCAGACUGUCACCAACCUCUUCAUUGCUUCGCUGGCUAUUGCUGACCUCAUCAUGGGUUUGGUUGUAGUCCCUUUUGGAUCCAGCUACAUCAUGCUGGGAGUCUGGCAGUUUGGAAACUUCAUGUGCGAAUUCUGGACAGCAACUGAUGUGCUGUGUGUGACAGCAAGUAUAGAAACCCUGUGUGUGAUUGCUCUGGACCGCUACCUCGCCAUCACCUCGCCGCUCCGCUACCCAACGCUACUCACCAGGGGUCGGGCCUUUGCAGUGGUCCUCGGGGUUUGGGCAGUGGCCUCCCUCAUCUCCUUCUUGCCCAUCCAUUUGAAGUUGUGGGUGUCAGAUGAUAAGGAAGCUCAGCGGUGCUUGAAUGAUGAGUACUGCUGUGAAUUCAACAUCACUCCAGCCUACGCCGUGUCUUCCUCUAUUGUUUCGUUCUACCUGCCACUGGUGGUGAUGAUUUUCCUGUACAGCCGGGUCUUCCAAGAGGCUCAGAAACAGCUGGAGAAGAUCAGAGGGAGAGAGAGGCAGUUUUACAAUUUGCAUUACACUGCACAGCUGACUUAUCCCAGUGAUAGUCCUGCUAUGAAUAAACUCAGGACAGGAACUGAGGUGGAAGAACAGGCAGGGGAGGAUAGAUUAAACAUGCAGGAAAUGGGAGGAAUAGACACUGGUAAGAAGGAAAAGUUAGGAGAGAGCAAAACAAGAACCGAAAAAGGGGAAGGAAAACACUCUAGCACAAAGCGUCUUAAGUUCUGUCUUAAAGAGCACAAGGCUGUGAAAACUCUGGGGAUCAUCAUGGGAACCUUCACACUGUGUUGGCUACCCUUCUUCAUCCUCAACAUCCUCAUGACUCUCCUCAACUUGGGUGACAUUAAGCUGCUGUUCAGACUCCUCAACUGGCUAGGAUACUCCAACUCAGCCUUCAACCCGCUCAUCUACUGCCGCAGCCCCGACUUCAGACACGCCUUUCAGGAGUUACUUUGUUUGAGAGGCAAAGGGGGGAGUUGGGGAGGGAUGAGAGGAUGGGGUUGGUGCAAGGAGAGAGACUGUUACUCCAAGCCCCCAGGUAGGACGAAUGGGAACUCAGAUGUGCAUGGUGUUAGGGUGCUGGACAUUCAGCAGAGAUCAGAGUGGAAGGACAGUUGUGAGAGCUCGAUUCAAGGCAGCUCACUGUCUCUGGCUCCUCCUCCUUCUUGCUGUGAGCAGGUUUUAGGAGUAGCUCCUGGUUCUCUGGCAAACUGGCAGGCUAAUAGCUCUGCUAAUGGGAGCUGUAAGGAAAAUAUGACUUCUAGUGCUUGACCAAUUAGGAUAUUAGACUUUAGUUUGCAUUGUGUGUGGAUAGCCAUGGAGUGAGCAUGAGUGCGAUGAAGCUCAAAAUGUUUGUUUUUCAAAUAUUUGGUCUUUUUUUUUAAGGAAGUAGCUUGUAGAGUUCUUAGCUCAUAUUGUGUUGGGUGUGUUUCGGUCUAUGCCAUUGAGGUUUUACUUCACUGUUCCUCUUUGCUGCUACAGUUUUCCUAAAUUGCAAAGGCAGCUACACAAGUCAGCUUUAAAAAAAAAAGUCAGACUUAAACCUUUCACUGAAGUUUCAAGGCAUCAUAACACAAAAAAACUAAAGACAAUAAACAUAGAAAAAGAAUGCAUUGGUACAAUGAAACCAGACAUUUUGAGCUUCACCAAACCAAUAGUGGAAGAAGGAUAACAGGACUGCAUAUGAAUUACUUGCUACUGAAACAUAGGGUGAAUAGGAGUGAAUUAUUUUAGGUCAGUUAUUCUAUUAGAGGUAUCACAAUAAAAAUGCAUGCUCAUUUAAAGUUGUCAAAUAGGAAAAUCAAAAACUGGCAAUGAAUGCACAAGUGUAGAACAAUUACACACAGGCAGGAAGGUUACCGGUUCAAAUUCCUGCACAUUGCCAGGGAGUGUCAUAACGCAAAGAUGUUAUCGCACCCGCUUACUCACUAAAGGUAGAAGAUUGAUAAUGUAACUGUUGGACUGCAGCUUUUGGGAAUGAGUAGAAGUGUACUUCUCAUUUGAAACAGUGACGAUUAAAACAACGCUGUGGUUUUGUCGUCGUAUAUUUAGAACAGACCCUAACUGAUUUGUUUGAGAAGAUCUUACCGAAACCGAAACCGAAAACUCCUCUUUAAUAUAAAACAGAGGGAACACAAGUUUAGAAAGAGAAAAAAUUCUCUGCAAUAUAAAAUAUUCAUGACAAAAGGAGCAGCAGUUAAAGAACUGUGUGGGUGUAUUUUGAUCAGAUUUGACUGACCAUCAACUGUUCAGCUCUUGCUCAGCUCUGAUUGGUGCAUGGAAGUAAGUGACAUCACAGUUUUGUAUCUUCAAAUCAGUGAGAAGAGCAGUGAAGAAAAAAAAAAAACUAUACAAAUACAGAAAAAUGUGAACUAACCCAGAUAAAAAUAGUGCAUGCUUGUGUUAUCCUAUCGCUCCUAAAAACAUUGCCAAGGAAAAAAGUUUUCAGAGUCUUUAAGAUGAAUUUUAAUGGAUAUUUGAACAUACUGAAGGACACUAUUAUUUUCAAAGGCAGGAAACAUCAAUUUAGCACCACAUUUGCAGUGCUAAUAACCUCAUCUGCAGGAAACAAAAGCACAAGUCGCACAUCCAUAUAAACCUCCAUGAAGCAGAGAUAGAAAAAGUAAAUAAAUAAACUUUGUUUUCUCUAUGGUGUAAAGUCUUGAAACAGCGUGUUUCAUAAUAACCUCUUCAGAUUAUCAACAAUCCGACUUUUCAUUCCUUCCAGAUAAACCUCAUAGCUGGUCCAAAAACAUUUACUGGUGUAUAUUUGUAUAUCAGAUAAGCAUCUAAGACCCAAACUUGUGACUACCAUGAAUGCUCUUUCUUUCCCUGUGUUCGCUUUCUUUCAUCAACUGUUUUCCUCUCCCUCUCUCUCCAAACAUCAGCAUCUACCCACUCUUUCCUUUAAUCCUGUCUGCUUCAGCUCCAUUACAGCAAGAGCAUUGUAAUGUGUCAGACAGAGCUGGGGAGACCAUUUUCAAGCAGUGGGAUGUGUUUCCAGAACCCUGUCUGUUACACUCACUGUAAAAACAAAAGUCAAAGUGAUCAAAGUGAUAACGAUGAAGUAGCUCACAUACAGUUUUAUUUAUGAGAGCUACCUAAGAUAAUAUUACAGUCCAAGUGCAGAAAAUACAUUUAGAAAAUAAUCUCCUCAGCUCUGCUUUUGUAUGUAUAAAUAUUUAAAGCUCCAGUGUGUAGGAUUUCUUUAUAAUAUGUUAUUUUUUUUUAUCAGGGUGAUGAUCUUAAACUAAGGAUUGUUAUGAUUUUGUUACCUUAGAAUAAAACUUUUUAUACCUGCAGAGGGAACAGGUCCUCUUCCAAGGAAUCUGCCAUGUUGUCCUACUAUGUACUACCAUCUACAGAAGCCCACAAUGGACAAACCAAACAUCUAGAGAGGGUCUGAAGGAUUUUUAGCAGCCACCAUAGGAGACAGUAAAAUGAGGAGUGUUCAGUUGGUUGAAAUCUGCAAUGGCACUGUAUAGAUGGCACAAAAUUCUACACACUGGACCUUCAGUUUGUAUUAAAAUUACAUUGAACAUGAUAUUGAGGAUUAAUAAGUGCUCAUGCGUAUUGUAAAUAUGAAUCUGUACGUUUGUCUGUCUGCCUGUCUUUCUGUGUGUUUGUAUGUGUGUGUGUAUGUUUUGCGCAAUCGUGAUGUCAUUACCAGCUAUUUGUCCUAUUUAAAGCUUGAAACAUUGAAUAUUUGUAAUUUACUUUAAUGUGUAUGAGACUUGGAUUAACAAACAAGUCGGAACAUACUGUAGUACUGUUGUUUUUUUGUAUUUUAUUUCAAAUUCAAUAAUUUAUCUGGUUCUUCAAAAAGAACAAGGUGUUUAAGUGUGUGUUUUGUAUCGUGUUUGUUAAUCCAUGUGGAUGUUGGUUUAAGCAGCACUGAAACAAACAUCUAAGGUAAAAAAAAAAUAAGAAAAAAGAUGUAAUUUUGUGUUGUAUCUGUGUGUCUAUCUUGGGAUAAUGAGACAAAUCUGACUGUUGGAAAUAAAGGUUUUCAGAAGUGUAGCCUUUAACCAGAGGAACGGAUUCUAUUUUCUACCUCCAUCAGACUCACAUGAAUGUCAUCUCAUCUCUGUAAAUAUGUAUUGAUGAGCUGCAGUUUUUUUUUUGUGAGUAAAAGUUUGAAAUUGCA
This is a messenger RNA of Scatophagus argus, 4791 nucleotides long. RefSeq names its product beta-2 adrenergic receptor-like. The transcript has 5 exons. The coding region runs from base 417 to 1916 and encodes 499 amino acids. The record is from RefSeq and is a predicted model, not a curated record. Gene Ontology annotation, cellular component: membrane. Lineage: Eukaryota; Metazoa; Chordata; Actinopteri; Scatophagidae. Gene Ontology annotation, molecular function: beta2-adrenergic receptor activity; norepinephrine binding. Gene Ontology annotation, biological process: negative regulation of smooth muscle contraction; norepinephrine-epinephrine-mediated vasodilation involved in regulation of systemic arterial blood pressure; adenylate cyclase-activating adrenergic receptor signaling pathway.